Messenger RNA from Scomber japonicus (chub mackerel), 2322 nucleotides. RefSeq names its product radial spoke head 10 homolog B (gene rsph10b). The coding region runs from base 1 to 2322 and encodes 773 amino acids. NCBI's taxonomy places the organism in Eukaryota, Metazoa, Chordata, Actinopteri, Scombriformes, Scombridae. The record is from RefSeq and is a predicted model, not a curated record. The transcript is spliced from 19 exons.
AUGGAGUUAAUGAGCUGCUCUGCGAGGUUAAAACUGAACUCAUUGGAUGUGGAGGAGGAGGAGCAGCCCGAGGAUGAUGGCGCUUAUCAACUCCCUACACUGUUUAACUUGACCGUACAGAGAUAUGAAGGUGAAACAUGUGAUGGACAGCUUCAUGGUGAAGGUGUUGCCUGUUUUGAAGGAGACCACGUUUACAAGGGCAAGUUUAAUAUGGGACUUAUGGAUGGACCUGGAAUCUUCACAUGGGCAGAUGGAUUGAAAUAUGAGGGAGAGUUUGUGUGCAACAUGGUGCUGGGUCAGGGCACAUAUACCUGGCCAGAUGGUAGCUCUUACAAGGGGGAAGUGUACAACGGUGUUCGUCAUGGGACUGGAACCUACACAUGUGCCAAAAACGGUGUGUCAUACACAGGGCAGUGGGAUCAGAGCAAGAGGCACGGAAAGGGUGCAGUCUAUUAUAACCAGGAUAAGACUUCAUGGUACAAAGGAGAUUGGGUGAAGAACAACAGAGAGGGAUGGGGAGUGAGAUGCUACCCUUCUGGUAACAUUUACUCUGGUGAGUGGAAGAACAACGUGAGAAAUGGAGAGGGCACGAUGAGGUGGCUGAAACUGAGACAGCAGUAUGACGGCCAAUGGCAGGAUGGAGUCCAGCAUGGACGAGGCACACAGACCUGGAUCCUGAGGCGAAUGGAUGGAUCCCAGUACUGCCAGAGCAAUCAGUACACAGGGGAUUUUGUUCGGGGUCAGAGGCAUGGAAGGGGGAGCUUUUCCUACGCUGGCGGAGCGAUCUACGAAGGAGAAUGGAGGAACGAUAAGAAACACGGACAGGGAAAAUUCACCUCCAAGGAUGGCCGUGUUUUUGACGGAGAGUUUGUGGACGAUCAGAUGAUGUCACCCAACUUGUGUGGAAACAGAGCUCCCACUCCACAUGUUACAGGUGUAGUUCCCAUGUCAAGUGAAGAUGCGUCCAUACUAGGACCAGACAUGAGUGUGAACAUUGAACGUCUCCUUGAGAAAAUCCCUGAGAGAAAACGUGACGCUGAGCGCAAACAGAUGGAGUUUGUGAUGCUGAGGCACAAUAAAGAGCUGAAGUCUAUCUACAGUUUCUACAGCAGACUUGGUCACAGUCAGUCGCCGGAUAACACCUUCCUGCUGUCCCGCAUGCAGCUGUGGCGCCUGCUCAAAGACUGCAACAUCCACCAUCAUGACAUCACUCUGACACAGCUAGACCUUUAUACCAGAGAGGAUGCCGCCCCAGCAGAGAUUCACUCUCCCUUCACUCCCAUGCUGCUCUGUAGGCUCCUCAGUUGCCUAGCGAUCGCAGCCUAUCACAUCUACCAUAAGGACAUGGUGUCACAAAAAUACCUUCUGGCUGCCUGCUUUUCCAAACUUCUGACAGAUGACAUCCUACCUAAUGCUAUGAUUGUAAAAGGCUUCCUGUUUAAGCAGCCAGCGUGUAGUGCAGCGGUGUCUGUGAACUACUCGAAGAAGUGCUGGGAAGUCUAUCAGGCUUACUGCAGGGUCAGCGCAGCCCCCAGGAAUGACCUCACCCUAACUUGGAGGCAGCUGCUGUGGAUGUUCAAGGAGUUCCAUCUGUUAGACAACAAGCUGACCACAGCGAGGUUAUUAGAGAUCAUCACUGCAGACAGCCCUGACCCCAGCAACCCGUCCUCCUGCCUGGAUCUAGAGAUUACAUUCCUGGAGUUUUUUGAGGUUCUUCUUGGCUGUGCCGAGGUGAAGUGUCAGCAGAUUUCCGAAGGCCUGGAGGAGAGUCUGUCCCCAUCCAGCACUGAGGCAGAGGCCACAAGGAAUUCCCCUAAAGAGGAGGCCAGUGAGAAAAACCUGCCAACUACAAACAGCCCUCCUCCAACGACAGCAGCUCCAGUGAAUUCAUCCGGUUCUCCUGAAGUCUCCAGUCCCAAGCCAGUAGAGGCAGAGAGAUCCAGUAACACACCAGAGUUAUCUACUGCUCAAGACCUGGAGAGUCAACAAGAACCAGGGCAUCCAAAAUCUGAGUCUGCAGACCACACAGGUGAAGGACAGGAUGGACAAACCAAAGAUGUGGAGGCCAAAGACCACCAACUGGAGCUUUGGAUCCACAAGGUCCAUCAGUUCUUCAUUCACUUUUUCUUCCCUGCGUUUGACCAUCACCAGUUAGUGACUAGCAACAUGAAGGAGGAGAAGCUCCGUCAGGAGGCCCAGAGACGCAUUGCUCUGGCUAAAGCCCAACAAAGAGCCAGGUUAAAGGUGCACUGGGAAGCUGCUGAACGGCAGGACAAUAACAAUGCAAUAGUGGAGGUGGAGGCAACAGAAAACCCUGAUUAA